This is a messenger RNA of Plectropomus leopardus (leopard coralgrouper), 679 nucleotides long. Lineage: Eukaryota; Metazoa; Chordata; Actinopteri; Perciformes; Serranidae. The record is from RefSeq and is a predicted model, not a curated record.
UACAGGAUUGAGGAAGCUGGAUGUCAAUUUUUCCUGCAGCUCAACAACUUCAUAACUCAGGGUGGUGCACUCUUGUCUCAUCUGUUUCAACAUAAAGACUCCAGGUUUUCAAGGAUUGUCAUGGCAAAUCCAAUUGAUGACAAAACAACUGAAGACAUUAAAAAAGCAUUAGAAAGCAAAAAUCCAGCCUUGGCUGUUAAAAUGAUCCAGAAGUAUUUGGACAAGGAGAAUAAUACUCCACUAAAUAUUGGCAUCACAGGAGAGACAGGCUCUGGUAAAUCUUCCUUUGUUAAUGCAUUCAGAGAAAUAGAUGAUGGGGAUGAAGGAGCCGCCCCUACUGGUGUUACAGAAACCACCUCAGAGCCUACACCAUACCCCCAUCCACAGUUUCCCAAUGUUAAACUUUGGGAUCUUCCUGGUGUUGGCACCAGAAAUUUUCCAAGGGACAAAUACCUGAAGCUUGUUGAAUUUGAAAGGUUUGACUUCUUCAUCAUCAUCUCAGCUGAUCGCUUCAGAGAAAAUGAUGUGAUGCUCGCUCAGGAGAUUAAGAAGAUGAAGAAAAAGUUCUACUUUGUUCGCUCAAAGAUCGACAAUGACUUACGUAAUGAGGAAAGAAAACAGAGGUCAGAGUUCAAUGCACAGAGGACUCUUGAACACAUCAGGGAGAACUGCAUUCAAG